AUGACCCGGCUGAUGUUGGGCAGGACCUUGGAGCGCAUCUGUAAAGGCGUCCUGCUGCUGUGCGUGCUCCACUUCCUCAUCAUGAUGAUCCUGUACUUCGACGUCUACUCGCAGCGCUUCGACCUCUUCAGCCGCUUCAACAACGGCCGCAACGGCUCCCGGAGCAACCUGAGCGGCGCCGCCGCCGGCGGUCACCACUACUACUACUACAACCUGUCCCGGCCCAACGCCACGCUGGCCAGCCUGCUGGCCACCGGCAGGCAGCUGGUGCCCAGCACCGAGCCCGACAACACCCAGGCGCCUUCCCCCAAGCCGCUGCCGCCCUGCCCCGAGAACCCGCCCGGCCUCGUGGGCCGGCUGCUGAUCGAGUUCAGCUCCCAGAUGACGAUGGAGCAAGUGCAGAAAGAAAACCCCAACGUGACGGAGGGGGGCCGCUACACGCCCCCCGACUGCCGGCCCCGAUGGAAGGUGGCCAUCAUCAUCCCGUUCCGCCACCGGGAGAACCACCUGAAGUACUGGCUCCACUACCUCCACCCGAUCCUGAGGCGGCAGAAGAUGGACUACGGCAUCUAUAUCAUCAACCAGUUGGGCGAGGAGACCUUCAACCGCGCCAAGCUGCUGAACGUGGGCUACGCCGAGGCCCUGAAGGACGGCGAGUACGACUGCUUCAUCUUCAGCGACGUGGACCUGAUCCCCAUGGACGACCGCAACCUCUACCACUGCUACGACCAGCCGCGCCACUUCGCCAUCGCCAUGGACAAGUUCGGCUUCAGACUGCCCUACGCAGGCUACUUCGGAGGCGUUUCGGGCCUCAGUAAAAAACAGUUUCUGAAGAUCAACGGCUUUCCGAACGAGUACUGGGGCUGGGGAGGCGAGGACGACGACAUUUACAACAGGAUCACUCUGAACGGGAUGAAGGUGUCCAGGCCAGACAAUCACAUCGGCCGCUACAGGAUGAUAAAGCACACGAGAGACAAACACAACGAGCCCAACCCGCAGAGGUUCCACAAAAUCAGGAACACCAAGAACACAAUGAAGACGGACGGCAUCAACUCUCUGACCUACAGACUGGUUCAGGUCAAGAAGUACCCUCUGUUCACCAACAUCUCGGUGGAGAUCGGCAAGCCGCCUCCUCGGCCCAUCAAGGGCUAGAGAGGACGGGGGGAGGAGGAGGAGGAGGAAGAGGAGGAGGAGG
Messenger RNA from Salarias fasciatus (jewelled blenny), 1195 nucleotides. It is a transcript of the gene b4galt2, whose product is annotated as UDP-Gal:betaGlcNAc beta 1,4- galactosyltransferase, polypeptide 2. The record is from RefSeq and is a predicted model, not a curated record. Bases 1 to 1152 code for a protein of 383 amino acids. The transcript is spliced from 7 exons. Gene Ontology annotation, cellular component: Golgi apparatus. Gene Ontology annotation, molecular function: galactosyltransferase activity. Gene Ontology annotation, biological process: carbohydrate metabolic process. NCBI's taxonomy places the organism in Eukaryota, Metazoa, Chordata, Actinopteri, Blenniiformes, Blenniidae.